Molecule: messenger RNA, 678 nt
Organism: Closterium sp. Naga37s-1
Lineage: Eukaryota; Viridiplantae; Streptophyta; Zygnematophyceae; Desmidiales; Closteriaceae
Source: the annotation of a GenBank genome assembly
AUGGCACCAAGCCCCCCAGGGUACUAUUUCCGGGCGGGCACGGGGGGCGGCAAGAACAUGUGGCACAUCUACCUGCCGGGCGGCGCGUGGUGUGGCACUGCCGCCCAGUGCGUGGCGAGGAGCAAGACGCUUUACGGGACCAGCACGCUCUAUCCCACCGACCCUGAACCUAAUGCGGGCAUUCUCAGCAGCAACAGCAGCAUCAACCCGCCUUUCUACAACUGGAACCUCGUCCGUCUCCUCUACUGUGAUGGUGGCGGCUACGCGGGAACAGCAGGGAGGCUGGAUGUUGGUAACGGCACGUCGAUCUACCUGGAUGGGUGGAACAUCACUCAAGCGGUGAUAGAGGAUCUGAAAUCCAAGAGGGGAAUAAAAUCUGCAGCGCAGAUCCUCCUGUCGGGCAGCUCAGCGGGCGGCCAAGCAGUCGUGGCUCUCUGCGAUCGCAUCGCUGCCGCCUUCCCCUGGGCGGCAACUAAAUGCAUCGCCGACUCAGGCUUCUUUAUUGGACCGAGUGGGCGGGUACACAUGGCGCAACGGUGUGAAGAAUAUUGCUGCUCUGCACAAGCCGAGCUGGCCUGCUUGCCAAGAUGGCCACCCUAUGCAUUUUCCUUAUUCCCUCCUCGUGCUCUCCUCAACCCUUACCCCUUCUUCACUCCCCCCAGGCUUGCCAGAGACUGA